AUGCUGAUACAACACCUCGUGGAUAUGAGCGUCAUAAAGACCAUAAUAAUCACAAUCUUAAGCAUUUCGACCGUUGUCUUUGUCGCGCUUUUCGGACGCCUGCCAGCGUUUCGACGCACGCCGAUCGCAUUCUUACACAAGCUUCUCACGCGCUCGAUACCAAAUGCCUUCAUCAAGGUCGAUACCGUCCUCACAGGUCGGCGGCUUACUCGCGGCUUGUACUCAACUGGGCAUUACUUGAUGUUUGAGAAGCAUCCACUUGUCCUCAUCUUCUUCGUCGGCCUACAGACCGGUGGCGAGGCAGCAAUGAUCCCCGCGCUCUGGCCCACCUUAGCAAUCUACCACAAAUUCCUCAUCCCAAUCCUGGUCGCACUCCCGCACUACUACCUCUACCUAACCGCGACAACAUCGUCCGCCAUCAUCGUGCCACCAGCAAAGGUCUCCGGACCACCCAACGGAGCCACAACCUCACCCCACAACAACUCAACCGCCCUCACCGACCACAACCUUCCACGACCAGCACUCGCCCAAACCACCGCCAGAUUCGCCCCCAACUCACAAGCCACCCCAGACUUCGGCCCCUCCCAUCACCGCGCCAUCCACGCCUACCCCUACGACUACCUCCUCUACCAUCCCGGCUACUUCUGCAGCACCUGCCACCACCCAAAACCGCCCCGCAGCAAGCACUGCUCGCUCUGCAAAGCCUGUAUCCAAAAGGCUGAUCACCACUGCAUCUGGGUCAACAACUGCGUGGGGCGCAACAACUAUCUUUAUUUCCUGCUGCUCCUCGUUGCGAUUACAGCGCUGUUGAUCUACGGCACCUUGUUGGGGUGGUGGUUCAUGCGCGCACACCUCGACGCCCGCUUCGUUGGGCCCUUGCGCGUUGGGCACCCAGAGAUGAAUUAUUGGAGCAGCAACACGACCUGGGGCGAAUGGUUUGACAGACUAGCAUGGGCGCUGAUGCAGGAUGUACGGGUGGGAGCAGUAGCGUUGUUGUGUGCGAUGUGUACGCCCCUAGGCGCGGCAUUUCUGGGAUAUCAUGCGUAUCUGCUGUGGGCGGGGAUGACGACGAACGAGCAGGGGAAGUGGGGGGAUUGGAGGGAGGAUGUAGCGGAUGAGGUUGUUUUUAGGGCGGAGUUGGGGAGUCUUAGAGAGGGGAUGGGGGAUGGAGCGGGUGGGAAAGAUGGUGCGGAGAGGCGGCUUCCGAGGCUGGGUCUGUAUCCUAUGUUGCCGCCUGAGGUGGAGCCUAGGGCGGAGGAUGUGGACUGGCCGCCUAGGAGGAUGGUGAGGAGUCGGUGUUGGUCUGGUGAUGGGGAUGAUGGUGGGGAGAAGUACAAGGCGAAGCACUGGUAUAUUCGAACGAGAGACGGAGACCAACCAGCCCUUCACGUGAAAGCAGAGGAGGCCGUGGCUAGAGGGAUUCAAGGUGGUGAAGUGAUAGACGGCGAGAUCGAGGUUGACGAUCACAGGUGGGAGCGAGUCAGGGACAUGCGUCGGGAGAUGGACAAUAUUUAUGACCUGGGAUUUUGGGGAAAUCUGCUGGAAGUGGUAUUGCAUAGGGAAAGGUAG
Messenger RNA from Cyphellophora attinorum, 1569 nucleotides. Its product is annotated as Palmitoyltransferase swf1. Gene Ontology annotation, biological process: protein targeting to membrane; peptidyl-L-cysteine S-palmitoylation. Bases 1 to 1569 code for a protein of 522 amino acids. Gene Ontology annotation, cellular component: endoplasmic reticulum; Golgi apparatus. The record is from RefSeq and is a predicted model, not a curated record. Lineage: Eukaryota; Fungi; Ascomycota; Eurotiomycetes; Chaetothyriales; Cyphellophoraceae. The transcript is spliced from 3 exons. Gene Ontology annotation, molecular function: protein-cysteine S-palmitoyltransferase activity.